CUCUCCAUUCAUGAAAGCCUUCUAAUCAAUAAACUUGAGAAUGAAACGACUUUUAUUAUGACUUUUAACGACUUUUAAUACGACUUUUUAUAUGAGUUUAAAAGAGUAUCCUGAGCAUGUAAGGAGAUGUGAUAAUCCACAAACAAGAUACGAAAGUUGCCCAAAGACAAAACGUUUGUCUAUGUUCAUACCGCUGAAUGCUGUGAAACCAGAUGAUAGCGGAUAUCGCAAGGAAUUGUUUGGAUUUACAUGCUUUAACUCUUGCAUUGGAGGAAUGAACAGACGACCAACACAUUUAUCCUUUCGACUGGAAUGUGGUUCUAGGGUUGAAGGUAUAGCUGUGGUUGAGCUACGUAUAUGUGCUUCACCUGGAAGGGAUAGCAUUGAAAAGGACUGGGAUCUAAUUCAAAGCUAAACAAACACCAGGACAACGAACCCAGUUCAACGACAGACGUGACAUCAUCCACAACAACAUUAUACCCCCUUCGACAGAGUGUACUCAUGUCAACUGUUAAAGACUCCAGCUCACCCAAACCUUUCCAGUUCUCUAUCACGCAAGGACAACAACCUCGUAAACGACUAAAUCCUUAUGUGAGCGAUGGAUUUGUUGUGAAGAGAGGGAAGUUGAGCCAAGAAUGUGCGCCUGAUUCAUCUUCAAGUUCCGAUGAGACGUUUUAUCUGAAGGUACAUGGUCAGAGGCGUUAUGAGUUAUUAACGAAAAUCAACGAGGUUCUAGAUGGUGUAAAGGCACCUGAUCAAAUACCAAACAAAUAUGCAAGUGAUGAAAGAAGUCCUCCAGAAUUCACUAAAAUUCAGCUAUCUAUAGCUUAA
Molecule: messenger RNA, 831 nt
Organism: Xenia sp. Carnegie-2017
Lineage: Eukaryota; Metazoa; Cnidaria; Anthozoa; Malacalcyonacea; Xeniidae
Exons: 6
Coding region: 502-831 (109 amino acids)
Biological process (GO): protein tetramerization
Source: RefSeq, a predicted model, not a curated record